Olea europaea var. sylvestris is the source of this 3422-nucleotide messenger RNA. Its product is annotated as pheophytinase, chloroplastic-like. Gene Ontology annotation, cellular component: chloroplast. The transcript has 8 exons. Gene Ontology annotation, molecular function: pheophytinase activity. The coding region runs from base 842 to 2431 and encodes 529 amino acids. Gene Ontology annotation, biological process: chlorophyll catabolic process. Lineage: Eukaryota; Viridiplantae; Streptophyta; Magnoliopsida; Lamiales; Oleaceae. The record is from RefSeq and is a predicted model, not a curated record.
CCGAACUGGGACUUAGCCUAUAUUUGGUUCAUGUUUAUCAAUUAAAUAUAGUAAUACUACUUACUUAUUCAUUAUCUAUUUUCAUCUAUUUAUAAUUUAAAUAGUUUAUAAUUACUUUCAAAAUAUGCUUUUAAUCUGUACAUUCAACAUCAAAUUUAACACUGAAAGUAUUAUCGAGCUAGAAAUAAUUCAUUGCACAAUGAGGAAUUGAUAUAACUAAAAAAUAAUUAUGUGGCCACAUUAAAGAAUUGGUGGAUAAAGGGCACCAAAUUCUGGCUUGAUACCAACAGUUACAGUUAUUGCAGUUAAAUUGUUCUGUGUGUUUUAGAAAACAAACAGCUUCACCGUAUUUUUCAGCAAUCCAAGAUAUACUCUCUCUCUCGCUCUCUCUCUGGAGUUCUGUAGAAUAUCUAUUCUUUUUUCUACCAAAGCAAAGAAAAAAGAGCGUCCCUUUGUUAUUCAAUAGCUGUAGCCACUCUCCCCAAGUCUCGGAGGUCAAUGACGUCUUGCCCUGCUAAUUAAAGGUAGGAGAAAAUUCCACAUCAGAAGUCCAGUAGAGCUGUUCAUCCUGAUAUUUGCCACAGUAAGAGGGAGCUCUUCAUCCAGCGUGAUUGGUGAAGCCGGGGAAGAUUAGCCAGUCAUCAACUUAACAAGUAGGUAGGAGCUCCGCAUCAAGCAGGUCGGGUGGAGUUGGGGAUGGUCACUCCAUCCAAAAAUUUGAGCUAUGAGGGUUAGGUUAAAUGGCCAACUAGCCACAUGGUCAGUUGGCAAGGUUGUGUUGGGAGUAUGCUGGUUGAUCAGACAACUGUCCCUCUAGGUGGUCAGAGCAAAUAACCUUGGAAUGCAAAAAUUAUGGAUGGAAAUUCUUUCUUGUGAUGCUGGCAGCUGCUGUUAUAUUGUAAAUAUUAGAAGAAAAGUGGUCAAGAAAAGCCCAAGCUUGCAUCAACUCAAGCUUCCACGAGAAACAAGGUUCUUUAGUGUUCCAAUUAAAUCUGAUAGCAAGUGUUUGCAAUAUUCUCAUCCACAUCAUUAUAGCUUUAGGAAACUUAACAAUUCUCAACCUUCUAGAACUGUGGUUGUUCUUAAGAGAGAUGAACAUAUCAAUUCACGAGUCUCAGGUGAAACUUAUAGCUCUUUUGUACUUGAUGGGGAAGAAGGUGUGAACAAUGUGACUGGUAGAGGCAAAUCAGUUUCUAUGGUCUUGAUUCCUAGUUUGCCAGAUGAAUCCAACGGUGAUUAUGUAGCUCCUAUUAGCAGCUCUUCCUCAGAAUGGAAGCCCAAACUGACUGUCCAUUAUGAAAAAUCAGGUUCAGAAAAUGUUGAUUCCCCACCUUUGCUCUUCCUUCCUGGGUUUGGCGUCGGCUCCUUUCAUUAUGAAAAGCAGCUAAAGGAUCUUGGUCGUGAUUUCAGAGCCUGGGCUAUUGAUUUUCUUGGUCAGGGCAUGUCAUUGCCAUGUGAAGAUCCAACUUUUGGAUCCAAUGGUGGAGAUAAACUUGAAUCAGAUAGACAGGAUAUCAUCUGGGGUUUUGGAGAUGAAACUGAAACUUGGGCAGAGGAACUUGUUUAUUCUGUCGACUUGUGGAGGGACCAAGUGAGCUACUUCAUAGAAGAGGUUAUAAAAGAACCAGUCUAUCUUGUGGGAAAUUCGCUUGGAGGGUUUGUUGCAAUCUAUUUUGCAGCAUGCUACCCUCAGUUGGUGAAAGGUGUAACCUUGCUCAAUGCAACUCCCUUUUGGGGAUUCUUCCCAAAUCCUGUCAGAUAUCCAAGAUUAUCAAGACUAUUUCCAUGGGCUGGGACAUUUCCUCUUCCUUCAAUAGUCAGAAAGCUAACAGAAAUUCUAUGGCAGAAAAUUAGUAAUCCUAGAAGUAUUGAGCAAAUACUUGACCAAGUCUAUGUAGAUCAUGCGACUAAGGUUGAUAAGGUAUUUUCUCGUAUAAUCGAGACAACACAGCAUCCUGCAGCUGCUGCCUCGUUUGCCUCGAUUCUGUUUGCUCCUCAGGGUCAAUUAUCCUUCAAUGAGGCUUUGUCUAGGUGUCGAAUGAACAAUUUACCUAUUUGUCUGUUGUACGGGAAGGAAGAUCCUUGGGUGAAGCCAAUCUGGGGCUUACAGGUGAAACGGCAAGUGCCAGAAGCACCAUAUUAUGAGAUUAGCCCUGCUGGUCACUGCCCUCAUGAUGAAGUUCCGGAGGUUGUGAAUUUUUUACUACGAGGGUGGAUACAAUACCUGGAGUCACAGGGGAGUAUUGCAUUGCCUCUUCUUGAUACCCCACAGAGUGUUCGUUAUGAUUUUGCCUGGGACUUGGAAUUUAUUAGAGAAGGGUCCAGAAAAUCGACUCGGGUAAAAUUCCUCAUGCCCAGUUUCUCUAUCUGGAAUCGGCUGAUCUCUCGUUUCAAAUCUGGAUUUGAAAACUGUGGAACCGAUUCUCAAUAAAGAGAGCCCCCUUCUUCCAUGACUCAGAAGAUUAUGUAAAUUCUGCUGUUACUCAUUCUUGUAUCCUAAAUAGAUUGUCCCCUAUUCUGAAGCAAUUCGUAAUCUUUGUGUGCAGCUCGUUUCGCUCAGUUCAUUCUUGUAUCCUUAAUAGACCCUUGCUCAUGAACUCGACAAGUCAUAGGAAUCUUGGGGAAUCCAACAAGAUUGACUUAACUGGGGAUCUGGAGCUUUGAUAAAAUGUCUUCAUUUUCAGCAAAUAAGUUGUGACCAACUUGAUGGCCUCACCAAAACGAACACCUUUGUAAAGAAAGCCAUGGCUGCCUCUGCCUAAGAGCUUUGAGUGCGAGAAAACUUCAUCGCUGCCUUAGUAAACAUGCCAAUAUACAAUGAACAGUUUUAUCAUAAUGUUGAACCAUCAUAUCAAGAAACCCAAUAAAAAAUUUAUUGUUUAAUCAAUGACAAAAGGAUAAUCUAUGUUUUGGUCGGCCGUACAAUUCAACACAUGUAAAAUUCACUCUGGAAAAAGCUACAACCGAACAUAGUCUAUCAGAACAUAUCUAUAUUUCAGGCCUACAUAUAUUAUGUGAAAAACAAUCAGCAGCGUCUAUUGAUGUCCUUGGAUCUUGUCUUCAACUGCUCUUGAAAAUCCACGACUUCAAAGCCAAAAGAGAUCAUGGGGGGCCAAAGAACUAGCAUAAAAAUGAAACAAAUACCCAGCAUGGUAUCUCAAGAUGUCAUUUCUUGUGUACUCAGGGUCAAUUUGUUGACAUAAUUCCACAACUAAAAGGAUUGACAAAUCAGAAUCUAAACGUUUGCAGCGGAGCAGGGCUACGAAUUUAUCUCGAGUUCUGCCUUGUCUUGAUCAUUCGUUUGAGAGUUGCCAGCCAGAAGUUGCAUUCAUCCCAAUCGCUAGUAGUGAGAAGUGCCUGGAUCUGAAGGGCAGUGCUAAAAUCGCCGUUGUCCAAUGCUUGACAGAGUUGUACAAGCCUUU